UGGCCAUCUUCUCACUUGUUUCGCUGCUGAUUUUUAGUCAGUCUAGUGUUGUUUGCUCAAUCGUCCUCUUUGUAGCUCUUCUCUCGCCGUUCACGAACAGCUUUCAACAUGCCCAUCGGUCAGGUCAACGCAUCUCUCUCUUCCAACAAGUAUGGCGAUGGAGCCGUCGGCGUAACUCACGCAACGGAUACGUCCGGCAAGGCCAGCCAGAAGUCCUCGCUACAGUACGGCAUGGGUGUAGGCGGAACGAGCAGCUACGGCGACGGAGCGGUCGGCAUUGAGACGGCGAAGGCCGUGCCCAAGGCCAGCGACAAGGAGAAGAUGCAGUACGGCAUGGGAGUGGGCGGCACGAGCGGUGUCGGAGCCGAUGCCAUGCACAUCAAGGCUGCCGUCGACGCACCGAAGCCCAAGGCUGAGGGCCUCGGUCAGGUCGACAAGAAGAUGUAGACGAUGCGCGCAUGCGCAUCACGACGAAUGACGACGACGUGCUGACACGACAACGACGACUCGGACAGUUGUACAGAUCUCUCCCUUUUUCUCUCUCUCUCUCUCGUCUCAUGCCCGACACAACAUCACCGACCAGGGUGACUGGCCGGUGCGGCUUCAUCACUGCUCUUCUCCGAUUCUACCUCUCUCUCCCGGUUCGUAUCAUUAUGUUCCGAUCUGCUCAUUCUCUCUGAGUUCUUCGGGGUAAUUUUAUGAGUCAUCAGCGUGGUGCUUCUUUCUAGGAACGCCCUCUGUCAUUGGCAUGCAGUUAGCUCUCUUGCACGCUGUGGAUAGAGCUGUCCUUGUGGCGUAGAUCACUGGCUGUCUGCAGAGCUCUCCGUUCCCUUCUUUCUUUGCCCCCUAGGCCUAGGCCCAAACAACUCAACCACGAACUCCUUCAUUCAUUGCUCUGUCACUGUGUUUUAUUAUUAUAGGCGAUGUUGCUGUUCGCUCUAUUCGCUGUAUUUCUUCAACGACCCUCUAAAUAUGUUUGAUUCCUGUUCCGAAGCGAGCUAACUAACUCCCUGGAUGCUGCUACAGACGUGAUAUACAACAGGCUUUAUAGUUUGAA
Sycon ciliatum is the source of this 1057-nucleotide messenger RNA. RefSeq lists its product as uncharacterized. Bases 109 to 447 code for a protein of 112 amino acids. The transcript is spliced from 2 exons. Lineage: Eukaryota; Metazoa; Porifera; Calcarea; Leucosolenida; Sycettidae. The record is from RefSeq and is a predicted model, not a curated record.